This is a messenger RNA of Lycium ferocissimum, 669 nucleotides long. RefSeq lists its product as uncharacterized. The record is from RefSeq and is a predicted model, not a curated record. The transcript has 2 exons. Bases 1 to 669 code for a protein of 222 amino acids. Lineage: Eukaryota; Viridiplantae; Streptophyta; Magnoliopsida; Solanales; Solanaceae.
AUGGAUGAGCAUGUUAUUCACUUGAAAUGUGUGUUUGAAGUGCUUAGACAAGAACAACUUUAUGCUAAUGUUGCUAAAUGCUCUUUUUGGGUUGAUGAAAUUGUUUUCUUGGGUUUUGUUGUUAGUUCAAGGGGCGUUGAGGCUGAUGAAUCCAAAAUAGACGCUGUUAAGAAUUGGCCAACUCCUAAAUCCAUUGGUGAUAUUAGAAGUUUUCAUAGAUUGGCUAGUUUUUAUAGGCGGUUUGUUAAGGGGUUUAGUACCAUAGCCGCUCCUUUGACCGAGGUAAUCCGAAAGGAUAGACCUUUUUCUUGGGGUGUGGAGCAAGCAAAGGCUUUUAAAACUCAAAAACAAAUGCUUAGCUCCGCACCGUUGUUGCAAUUACCCGAUUUUGACAAAAUCUUUGAAAUUGAAUGUGAUGCUAGCAAAGUAGGUAUUGGUGUCGUUUUGAUGCAAGACCAAAAACCCAUUGCCUAUUUUAGUGAAAAGCUUAAGGGUGCGAUGUUGAACUACUCCACCUAUGAUCUUGAAUUGUUUGAUGGUUUCUUCUUCAAAAACAAGCGUUUUUGUGUGCCCAUGAGCUCUUGGAGGGAAUUAUUUGUGAGGGAGGCACACAAUGGGGGAUUGAUGGGAUAUUUUGGGAUUGAUAAGACUUUUAGGAUUCUUGAGUAG